Pocillopora damicornis (cauliflower coral) is the source of this 1322-nucleotide messenger RNA. RefSeq names its product putative skeletal organic matrix protein 5. The record is from RefSeq and is a predicted model, not a curated record. NCBI's taxonomy places the organism in Eukaryota, Metazoa, Cnidaria, Anthozoa, Scleractinia, Pocilloporidae. Gene Ontology annotation, molecular function: calcium ion binding.
AUGAGAUGCCUUCAACAUCCUUCUUGUAUUUCUGUGAACUUGGCCCUCGAAAUAAGAUUGCGGUGCGAGUUAUUGUCAUUUGAUAAGUACAGCAACUCCAGGGAAUUCAAGCAAAACGAAAGCUCACAUCACUAUCACAUCGUGAAUAUGUGCGCUGAAAAUCAUUGCGCAAAUAACGCCUCUUGUCAAAGAAGUUCUACAGACAAACUUUAUCAGUGUUUGUGUCCCGCCGGAUACGAAGAUAUCGAUGAGUGUGCCAAAGGGAAUCACCAUUGCAGUCCUUAUGCCCUUUGCAAAAAUACCAAAGGGUCUUAUAACUGUGCAUGCAAGCCGGGGUUCACUGGGAAUGGCCGGGAAUGCAAAGAAAUCAAUGAAUGUGUUCGUGGACUACACAAAUGCAGCUCUGAUGCGUUUUGCAACAAUACUAAAGGUUCAUAUAAUUGCACAUGCAAACAUGGAUUCACGGGAAAUGGACGAGAAUGUAGAGACAUCGACGAGUGUGUCGUAAGGUCACACUCUUGCAGCCCUGAUGCCUAUUGCAACAAUACCAAGGGGUCUUACAACUGUACAUGUAAACCUGGAUUCACUGGGAGUGGAAGAGAAUGCAAGGGAGCUAACUCGUGUAAAAAAAUUCAUGACAUCCAUCACGUCACCGGUAUGAGUGGUGUGGUUACCCUUCUUGUUGACUCGAAACCAUUGUCCGUUUUUUGCCACAUGGGAAAUUUUGGGUGUGGAGAUGGAGGAUGGACGCCAGUCAUGAAGAUUAACGGAAAUGAGACCACCUUCCAUUAUGACUCACAGUAUUGGAGCAAUUACGAUGAAUACAACCGCCCCGGUGGAGAGACUGGGUUUGACAAACAGGAAACAAAGCUACCCACCUACUGGAACACCUCCUUCUCCAAAAUAUGUCUCGGAAUGAAGAUCGGCGAACAGUUCAAGUUCAUUGUCAUCAACAAACAAGCCGACUCUCUGCACUCACUGAUCGCUGAUGAGCGAUACCGUAACACCUCACUGGGUCGUGACGAGUGGAAAAAGUUGAUUGGCAGCGAGGCCUCAUUACAGAAAAACUGCAACAUGGAAGGAUUCAAUGCCUUUAGUACUUGGAGUAAUCGUUCUAGAGUCAGAAUUGGUAUUGUUAGCAAUAACGAGAACGACUGCCACACGUGCAACUCUUUAAUUGGAUUUGGUACAGGAAGCCACCCUAAUAAUGGAAAAUCUUGCGGAAACCAGGCCGACGAGUCAAGUCCAGAUAAUGAAUGGAAGAGUAUUAAAGCCAUGGGGUACAUAUUAGUGCAAUAAAACUACACUUUGUUGUCUCAAGU